AUGUCUUAUUCGCAAACGGCAGUUCGCUUCUUUGAAAGGCCUAAACCACUGGGUGAUGCCAUGGACACCGACUCAAACUCAAAGGUGUCUGGCUCUGGCUCUGAUGCCCAGUCUCAGAGCCACACCGUCGUCAGGCCGAAUGUCUCGACGAAGCAAUCUUCUUCGGGGGUUGCAGAACUGCACAGCUCUAAGAGUCAGGGCUUGACCUUUGCAAACCAGGAUUCUUUGCCCAAGCUUCCGAUUCCUGAUCUUGAAGAUACCUGUCGCAGGCAUCUUGAUGCCCUGCAGGCGCUGCAGGGUCCACGGGAGCAUGAAGAUACUAAGGCUGCUGUGAAGGAUUUCUUGAAGAAUGAUGGGCCAAUCUUGCAGGAGAAGUUGAAGACUUAUGCUGGGUCGAAGACUAGUUAUAUUGAACAGUUCUGGUAUGAUUCAUACUUGAACUUUGAUAAUCCUGUUGUUCUCAACCUUAAUCCAUUCUUCCUUUUGGAAGAUGACCCGACGCCCGCUAGAAACCACCAGGUGACUCGCGCUGCCUCUUUGGUUAUUUCGGCCUUGGCGUUCGUCAGGGCUGUGCGUCGGGAAGAGUUGCCUCCUGAUACUGUCCGAGGGACUCCUCUCUGCAUGUAUCAGUACUCGCGCCUUUUUGGAACCGCUCGUCUUCCCACGGAGAAUGGCUGUGUCAUUAGCCAGUAUCCCUCGGCCAAGCACUUAGCUGUCAUGUGCCGUGGCCAGUUCUACUGGUUUGACGUCUUGGAUGAUAACAGUGACUUGAUUAUGAGUGAGAAGGAUAUCUCGCUUAAUCUGCAGACCAUUAUUGAAGAUGCUGCCCAGACACCCCUUCAUCACGCGGCAAAGGGCGCUUUGGGCGUUCUCAGUACGGAGAACCGAAAAGUUUGGUCUGGGCUGCGGGAUAUCAUGACCAAGGAUCCGAGCUCCAAUAACGCUGAGUGCUUGAAUAUCGUUGAUACCGCGCUCUUCAUGCUGUGUCUUGAUGACACGGAGCCAGAGACCACAGCUGCCCUCUGUGCCAACAUGCUCUGCGGUACAAGUGAGGUGAUUAAAGGAGUUCAAGUUGGAACUUGCACCAACCGGUGGUAUGACAAGCUCCAAAUCAUAGUGUGCAAAAACGGCAGCGCGGGUAUCAACUUUGAGCACACUGGCGUAGAUGGACACACUGUUCUCCGCUUCGCCAGUGAUGUGUACACCGACACGAUUUUGCGCUUCGCUAAAACCAUCAACGGCCAAGCACCAAGCCUCUGGGCAACUAGUAGCCCAGAUCCAGCUAAGCGGGAUCCACGCAGUUUCGGCAAUGUCAGCACCACACCCCGCAAGCUUGAAUGGGACAUGACUCCUGAGCUCAACAUUGCUCUCCGCUUUGCUGAAUCUCACCUCUCCGACCUUCUCUACCAGCACGAAUUCCAGGUCCUCGACUUCGAAGGCUUUGGCAAGAACUUCAUUACCUCGAUGGGCUUCUCACCCGAUGCCUUUGUCCAAAUGGCCUUCCAAGCCGCCUACUACGGUCUUUACGGCCGAGUCGAGAAUACUUACGAACCAGCCAUGACAAAGAUGUUCCUCCACGGUCGCACAGAAGCAGUACGAACCGUCACACCAGAGGUGGUAGACUUUGUCACAGCCUUCUGGGGCGAGAACGCAGCUGAACAAAAGGUCGAUUCCCUGCGCGCAGCCUGUCAAAAGCACACGGCCGUAACAAAAGAAUGCUCCAAAGGCCAAGGCCAAGACCGCCAUCUCUACGCCCUCUACUGCCUCUGGCAACGCUCCUUCGACGAAGGCCUCUUCCCAGACGCAAGCUCAACAGGCGGCUACUCAAGCCCGGGCGAAGCCUCCUCGCCCCCAGGCCCAGAGUCCCCGAAACCGCUCUCCGAACCACCCUACUCGGACGAUGGCAUGUCCUCACCAAGCGGAAGUAGCACCCGUUACCGCACAACAACAGCGCCUACACCGGCUAUCUUCAGCGACCCAGGCUGGGACAAGAUCAACAAUACUAUCCUCUCAACCUCGAACUGCGGAAACCCGUGUCUGCGCCACUUCGGCUUCGGUCCAACAUCCGCCGACGGCUUCGGAAUCGGCUAUAUCAUCAAAGAUGAUUCGAUCUCUUUCUGUGCUUCUUCUAAGCAUCGUCAGACGUCUCGUCUUAUGCAGACACUUGAAUCUUACCUCUUUGAGAUAAGGAAAUUGCUGCGCGCUACUAAUCGCAAGACUACAAGUCCGCGUACUAGCCGUGCUCGUGAGACCGAAGCCCUGGCUGAGGGUUUGCAAGCUGAGUCGAACAGGCGCGGGAGGAUUGUUCGUCCUGGUGGUGAUCGGGCUGGUGCUGAAACGCCUACUUCUGCGGCUGAUAGUGCGUAUAUGGAGGAUGAUGGGAUGGGUGGAUACGGUUUCUUCGAUGCCGGUAUGCUCCUUCAUGCUUUGAAGGGUCUUAAUGCCGAACGGGAAUCGCGUGGUGAAAAGCCGGCUAGGAGACGGUUUGUCGGCAAGAAGCUUCAUCUAAAUGAUAAAGACCAAAUAACCCAGUUGAAUAUAACAAAGCAGCACUCGACUCCAUCGGCAAUGUCCCUCCACUCCCUCCCAAAGCGCCCUCCCACAACACCAUGGCGCACAUCCAGGCGUCUAACAAGAAGUUUCACAAGCACCCGCCGCGUCACGGGCUACGCGGAUACAUUGUCUAAUUUGAAAAUCGGGGCGCAUACUAGGGUUUUGUUUCAGGGGUUUACAGGAAAACAAGCAACAGCAAACGUCAAGGAAUCCCUGGAAUGGGGAACUAAGAUUGUUGGUGGUGUUAAGCCCGGUGUUGAGGGUGAACAUUUGGGAUUACCGGUUUUUCCGUCUGUUAGGGUGGCCCAAGAAAAGUCCAAACCAGACGCCUCAGCCAUCUACGUCCCAGGCGCCCAAACAGCCCAAGCAAUCGAGGAAGCCAUUGAAGCAGAGAUUCCGCUUGUCGUUGCUGUUGCGGAGCAUGUUCCCAUACAUGACAUUCUGCGCAUCCACUCAAUCCUCGCCACCCAAUCCAAAACCCGCCUCGUAGGCGCCAACUGCCCAGGCAUAAUCUCCGCCAUAGGCAAAUGCCGCAUAGGAUUCCAGCCACUGCCCUGCUUCGCGCCGGGUAAUGUAGGCAUAGUGGCUAAAUCGGGCACGUUGAGUUACGAGACUGUUGCUUCGACGACGCGCGCCGGGCUGGGUCAGAGUCUUUGUAUUAGUAUGGGUGGGGAUGUGCUUGCUGGAACUAAUUUCGUUGAUGGGUUGAGGGUUUUUGAGGAUGAUCCUGAUACUGAAGGGAUUAUUAUCGUUGGGGAGAUUGGAGGGACGGCGGAGUUGGAUGCUGCUGAGUGGAUUAAAGACUAUCGGGGGAGGGUGGUGGAUCCGAAGCCUAUUAUGGCGCUUGUGGGUGGGCGUGAGGCUCCCCCUGGAAGGAUUAUGGGGCAUGCUGGGGCUUGGGCUGCACCUGGUGAACCUGAUGCUGAGACUAAGUACCGUGCGCUUGAGCGUGCUGGUGCUGUAAUGGUUGACCAUCCUGAGAAGUUUGGUGCUGGGAUGAAGGUGCUCUUGAAUAGUCGGGCUAAUCGCCCGGGGAUGAGUUCAAUCGCCGGAGCAGGCUCCCAGAAGCGAGGUCUACACACCAUGAGACGAGUUACCCUAGUCUCGAGGCCCAUCCCCAGCCAAAAACGCAGUCUAUACAUCAAGCAGUUCCAGGCAUUUGAUCUCCUCAAAGAAAAGUCAGUUUCGGUCAAAGAGGCAGCCUCGGGCUCUGAUAUCUCUGUUUCAAUUGCUGUCGAUCGAACAGCCUUGUCGCCAUGCAUUAUCGCAUCUCCAACUGCCGAAUUUAACCUGGCAAAGUCGCGCAGGUUUCCUUUUCCAUAUGCCCAAACCAAGUUUGAUGGAAGCCCUAUCAUUGCCGACGCUGCUUCCCAUUUAGGUCUAUCGGUUUCUGGUAAUGAGAAGCUUGCCGGUUUAGUUCAAUCCCUUUGGGAAAUCUAUAAAGAGAAAGAAGCCUUCGUCCUGGAGACACGGGUUGGUAGGUCUUCUGAUGGAUCCUUGGAAGUCCACGGUGCUCGAUUUGGGUUCGAUGAUGCGGCAUAUCGCAGCUCGGGUCGUCAGGCAGAUAUUCACAAGCUGAGAAAUACUUCCGAAGAAGUUCCGGAAGAAGUUGAAGCUGAGAAGGAUGGAAUCGUCUAUAUCAAGCUUGAAGGCGAAGGCAGUGUUGGCACACUAGUGAACGGAGCUGGCCUCGCCAUGAACACAGUAGACGCCCUAACAAUCCAGGGAGGCCACUGCGCCAACUUCCUUGACACGGGUGGCAAAGCCACAUCUGAAACAGUCAAGUCGUCAUUUCGAGUAAUUUGUUCUGACACACGCGUCAAAGCGAUUUUCGUCAACAUCUUCGGCGGAUUAACGCGCUGUGAUAUGAUUGCUGACGGAAUUAUCUUGGCGUUCCGGGAUUUGAAUAUGAAGGUUCCUGUUGUUGUGCGGUUGCGUGGUACGAAUGAGGAAUUGGGGCAGAAGAUGAUUGCGGAGAGUGGGCUUCCUUUACAUGCUUUUGAUGGGUUUGAGGAGGCUGCUAGGAAAGUUGUUGCUUUGGCAAAGGAGUAG
Penicillium antarcticum is the source of this 4605-nucleotide messenger RNA. RefSeq lists its product as uncharacterized. Gene Ontology annotation, biological process: carnitine metabolic process. The transcript has 13 exons. The record is from RefSeq and is a predicted model, not a curated record. Gene Ontology annotation, molecular function: carnitine O-acetyltransferase activity. The coding region runs from base 1 to 4605 and encodes 1534 amino acids. Lineage: Eukaryota; Fungi; Ascomycota; Eurotiomycetes; Eurotiales; Aspergillaceae. Gene Ontology annotation, cellular component: mitochondrion.